Mesorhabditis belari is the source of this 729-nucleotide messenger RNA. Lineage: Eukaryota; Metazoa; Nematoda; Chromadorea; Rhabditida; Rhabditidae. The record is from the annotation of a GenBank genome assembly.
AUGAUUGGCCGAUUGUUGCGUGGUGCCUGGUCUAUCUCCCAGCCGAGCUCUUCGAAAAAUUUUCAGAAAAUCAUCGUGGCAGCCCACCGAAACAUGUACAUACAAGUUCAAGACACACCAAAUCCGUUGACGCUAAAAUUUCUCCCAGGACAAACGCUAAUCAAUGAGGAAAGUCGAACCUAUGAAUUUCCGAAUGUAUCGUCGGCAAAAACGAGUCCAUUGGCUUUACAAUUAUUCAGAAUUGAUGGCGUGAAAUCCGUUUUCUUCGGCCAAGAUUUCAUCACUAUAACAAAGAAAGAUGAGGAUACGGACUGGGGACUAAUGAGGCCGCACAUUUUUGCCACCAUUGCCGAUUAUGUGCAAAGCGGGAAAGCUAUCGUUUCGGAAGGUCAUGUUCCUGAAUAUUCCGAUACUGCUAUUCUCGACACCGAUGAUGACACGGUGGCCAUGAUAAAAGAGCUACUUGAAAGUCGAGUGAGACCGAUGGUGCAAGAGGAUGGUGGCGAUAUCACGUACAUGGGAUUCGAGAAUGGCAUUGUCAAGUUAAAGCUGAAGGGUUCAUGCACCGGAUGUCCGUCAUCCUCCGUGACCUUGAAAAGUGGAAUCCAGAAUAUGCUGCAGUUUUAUGUUCCCGAAGUCAAGGAAGUAAUUGAAGUAAAGGAUGAAGGUGAUAAUUUGGCCGAGGACGAGUUCAAAAGAAUCGAAAGACAACUUGGAAUAACAGACCCA